Messenger RNA from Helicoverpa armigera (cotton bollworm), 1630 nucleotides. RefSeq names its product translation initiation factor IF-2. NCBI's taxonomy places the organism in Eukaryota, Metazoa, Arthropoda, Insecta, Lepidoptera, Noctuidae. Gene Ontology annotation, cellular component: nucleus. Gene Ontology annotation, molecular function: zinc ion binding. The record is from RefSeq and is a predicted model, not a curated record. Bases 168 to 1445 code for a protein of 425 amino acids. The transcript is spliced from 7 exons.
UGUCAACGUCAAAACAGCAUGGUAUUGUAUUUUUGUUUUAUGGAUUUUUUAUCGAAUGAUAAAAAUAAAAACUUUCUUAUGAAAAAAUAAAGUUAUUCAUGUGACUAAACAUACUGAAAAGAACUGAAAAUCGAAAGAUCUCAGAUGUUCCUUUAAAGACUUUCAAAAUGAGUAAAACAAAGGAGACAGUAAACUUGAAAGCAGCCAGUGUGGAAGCGUGCAGGAUCUGCUUAGCCACGGACACAAAGUUGCACAGCCUACAGAGCACAUACCUCGCUACAAGUAGUGAGGUAUUUGCACUGUUGGAAGCUGUUGUAGGAUAUCAUAAGUCAUACAAAGGCCUACCAAAUUAUAUUUGCUAUCAAUGUGCACCAUGCUUGGUAAAAUGCCAUAAAUUAAUUGAAAAAUGUAAAAUAUCACAGACUGCACUCGAAGACAUAUACAAAAAGAAUGGACAGAUAACAAAACCACUCAUAGAAAAACAGAACAGAUCUGAACUGAAAUUGCAGACUCUAGACAGCUAUGAACUAAUAAAUUAUUACUACAUAAAAUAUGAUGAUGACAACAACACAUCAGAUUUCAUCAAAACAAAGCCUGAUCCUGACGUACAAACAAAUGUAUCGUCAGAUAAUGAAUUACAGGAAGCAAUUGAAGAACUUUCUGAAAAAGAAAUAUUAGAUAUAUUACAAAAAUCUCUGAAAAAUCAAGAUACUGAUGAAUUAAGUAGUGAUAGCGACGUGCAAGCCAUAGAAGUUGACGUACCAACUGUAGAAAUUGCUUCUGACGAUGAAAAAGCUGGUGAUGACUUCAUAAGUUUGAAAACUUAUAAUGUGACGGUUGAUAGGGAACCAGGAAAUUUCAAUAAAUGUAAAAGGCCCCUUUAUAAUCGUGCACCAGGUCUAAUAAAAAAUGAAAGACCCAAAGUGAAGGAACCAAGAAAGAAAAAGAAGAAAAUAAAUAAUAAUGAGUACAAUCCAAUGCCAGUCGAGCCUUAUGUGCGGAAAUUCUUCAAUGUUACUGAAACAUCGGGAACAAUAAGCGGUAGGAAGUUUUCAUGCAAAUCCUGUCCGGCAACAUUUCCUUAUCCUGAAGAAGCAAAGGACCACACAUACAUUGGCUGCCCAAAUGCUGCACCAAGAGUUCGAGCUGGUACAAAUACUGCACCAAAAGUACCAGGUGUACCCCGUGCUGUACCAAAAGUACCAACUGGUACAAAUACUGCACCAAAAGUACCAGUUGUUCCCAGUGUUGUACCAAAAGUACCAACUGGUACACAUACUGCACCAAAAGUACCAGGUGUUCCCAGUGCUGUAUCAAGAGUACCAGGUCUUCCUAGUGCUGUACCAAGAGCACCAUCUGGUCCAAAUACUGCACCAAUAGUACCAGCUGGUUCAAAUACUGCACCAAUAGUACCAGAUGUUCCCAGAGCUGUACCAAAAGUAUAAGCUGAUCUAAAUACUGCACCAAUAGUACCAGCUGGUUCAAAUACUGCACCAAUAAAACCAGGUGUUACCAGUGCUGUACCAAAAGUACAAGCUGGUCCAAAUACUGCACCAAUAGUACCAGGUGUUCCUAAUGCUGUAGAAAAAGUACCAGCUGGUCCCAAUGCUGUAACAAGUGUACCUGCAUC